GGGCGGGGCGCCAUUUUGCUGCGAGCGGCGUCCCGGCCCCGCUGCUCCCGCCGCCCUCCCGCCCAGAGAGCGGCUGGCGGGGCCGUCCCGGCGCCGCGGGCCGGAGGAUGCGGAGCGGCAGAGCCGCCGCCGCCGCGUUGUCGCGCCGUCCCUGCGGGGCGGCUGCCGCCCGGCCCCGGCGGCCGCUGGCGGGCCCGCGCGGCUGAGGGGCUGGGCGGGCUGGGGCGGGCCCGCCGAGGAUGAGUGCGGGCUCCGUGCCGGAACCCCCUCGGAAAAGAGCCCGGCCGAGCCCCGCCAGCCCCGGCGGCGGCUCCCAGGGAGAGCAGUCGCCACCGCCGUCGGUCGGUCCCCGGCGGGAGAGGCCCGGGGGCGGCAGCUCCGGCGGCGGCAGCCCCGCCACCGCCGUGGGGAACAAAGCAAAAUUAAUAACAAUACUGAAGCAAAUCUCAAGAUGACUUCCAUGAAAAAAGAGAACCUUCGUGACCAUGAUGUGAAAAAACUUGAGAAUGUUUGUCAGCAAAAAUAUUCAAAAAUAUCUGUGGAAGUUGGUGCAAAGAAUGUAAAUUUGCCUCAGACAGGCAGCAUGUAUAAUUGGGAGGCAGAGGACAAAGAUCCAGCCUUAGACACGGAGCCUGUGAAGGGGAUGCAGUCUGGGGACCUCUUUAAAAAUGCCAACAUCGAUCAGAUGCACAAAGCUGGCAAGCAGGCCCAGAGAGGCUGUGAAGAAAGUGGUGACAGUUGGACUCAGAGGAAGUUAUCAUCAGGCCAGUCUUUGAAAAUGGGAAAUACAAAACUUUCUUCAAAAGACACUGCGACAGAUGGACAAGUAACUUCAUGCAAUUCACAGAUGUUGAAGAGUUGCAAUUCUGUCUGUGUGACAGGUGAACAAGGAGAAGCGGAUGUAGUCCCAGAGAGUCCACUUUCAGAUGUUGGUUGUGAUACUUGUGUAUCUGAUCUUGGAGGUCCUGGGAAACUGAGGAAAUGUCAGAGCAGUUCAGGGGAUUCACCUGCUUUUGAGAAAGAAAGUGAACCAGAGUCACCCAUGGAUGUAGAUAAUUCUAAAAAUAGCUGUCAUGGGUCAGAGGCUGAUGAAGAAACAAGUCCCUUUCAUGAUGAGCGGGAGGACAUUAAUGUGUCAAAAUCCAUAAACAAACCAUUUGGAGUUCAAUAUGGGGAUGCUGAACUGGAGUCAAGAAAGUCACGUUUUUCUGCUAAGGGCUGUGAAAGCUUUGAAGAAAUAGACAAUUCUGUUAAAGUGGAUGGUCUGCCUACAAAGGCACCUGGGAUCUGUCCUCCUCCAUCAUCAGAAUGCAGAGGUGCAAAACAGGGUGUGAAGAGAGACUCCAAAAUCACCUCACACUUCAUGAGGAUACCUAAAAUUGAGGAGAAAAGCAGGAAAGAAAAGUGUGAAUUCAAACCCCAGAGGCUGGGAAGGAAGAUCCCUAAAUAUGUGCCACCUCCUCUUCCAACUAAUAAGAAGUGGUUUGGGACACCGAUUGAAGAGAUGAGAAGAAUGCCAGCGUGUGCGGCCCGCCUUCCCCAUCUGCGACCCUCGGCCAAUCACACAGUAACUGUCAGGGUAGAUCUUCUGAGGGAAGGAGAGGUACCUAAGCCUUUUCCAACUCACUACAAAGAUUUGUGGGACAACAAACAUGUUAAAAUGCCCUGUUCAGAACAAAAUUUAUACCCUGUAGAGGAUGAGAAUGGAGAUAGAACUGCUGGAAGUCGAUGGGAACUAAUCCAAACUGUCUUGCUUAACAAAUUUACUUGCUCACAUGAUUUGAAGGAGGCUAUACUGAGAUACAACAUUGCUUAUUCCAAGAAAUGGGAUUUCACAGCUCUUACUGACUUCUGUGAGAAGGUUCUUGAAGAUGCAGAGGCUCAACAUCUCUUCCAGUCCAUUCUUCCUGAUAUGGUGAAGUUGGCGCUCUGUCUCCCUAGUAUCUGUACCCAACCAAUACCUCUACUGAAACAAAAGAUGAAUCACUCCAUCACAAUGUCACAGGAGCAGAUUGCUAGUUUUCUGGCCAAUGCUUUCUUCUGUACUUUUCCACGUCGCAAUGCGAAGAUGAAGUCUGAAUAUUCUAGUUAUCCAGACAUUAACUUCAACAGAUUGUUUGAAGGACGGUCACCAAGGAAGCCUGAGAAACUUAAGACUCUUUUCUGCUAUUUUAGGAGAGUCACAGAAAAAAAACCUACGGGAUUGGUGACAUUUACAAGGCAGUGUCUCCAAGAGUUUCCAGACUGGGAAAGAUCUCAGAAAAAAUUGUCUAGACUGCAUGUCACCUAUGAAGGCACUAUCGAAAGCAAUGGACAAGGUAUGCUACAGGUUGACUUUGCAAACCGUUUUGUUGGAGGUGGUGUGACUGGGGCAGGACUAGUACAAGAAGAAAUCAGAUUUUUAAUAAACCCAGAACUGAUUGCAUCGAGGCUCAUCACUGAAGCCCUGGAUCACAAUGAAUGUCUUAUCAUCACAGGUACUGAGCAGUAUAGUGAGUAUACAGGCUAUGCAGAAACAUACCGGUGGGCAAGAAGCCAUGAAGAUAAGACCCCAAGGGAUGAGUGGCAGCGACGCUACACUGAAAUUGUUGCUAUAGAUGCAUUUCACUUCAGACGUUUCCUUGAUCAGUUUGGUCCGGAGAAAAUCAGAAGAGAGCUCAACAAGGCCUUCUGCGGCUUCUCCCGACCCAAUGUUCCACCUCAACAUCUCUCUGCAAUAGCCACAGGAAACUGGGGAUGUGGUGCCUUUGGAGGGGACUCCCGAUUAAAAGCCUUAAUACAGAUAUUGGCAGCUGCUGAGGCUGGACGUGAUGUUGUUUAUUUUACCUUUGGAGAUGUGGAGCUGAUGCGCGACAUUUACAACAUGCACACUUUUCUCUGUGAGAAGGGCCAAACUGUUGGGGACAUUUAUAGGCUGUUACUGAGAUACUACAAUGAAGAAUGCAGAAGCUGUUCCACCUCAGGACCAGAUGUCAAGCUGUACUCUUUCAUACACAAUGCCAUUGAGUCCUAUGCAGAUUCUACUGAUGAUGAUGAAGAAAAAGGGUUGUGCUUUGAGGAUUAAAAUUACGUAUUUCAUCAGAAUAUUAUUCAUCUCCUUCCACUGGUAUAUUGUCUGAUUUGCUGGGUAUAAUGUAUGAAUUGACUUAAUUUAGUAUAUAUUGGCUGCAUUGGUAGUAACACCCAAACAAUAAAAAAAAAAACACCUUUAAGAGAUGAGAUUUUUUUUGUUUGAUGGUUUCAGACAUGAAAACCUUGUUCAUGUGUGGACAGAAAAGAUUUCUUGGGUAAAUCUGGUGGGCAUUAUACCUUGUUAAGCAGCAUAUUUUGGUACAUAUUUGUAUUUCAGUCAAGAGGUUGCUGAAAGACUUCAGAAAGUUCCUCUGUACGCCUUUGCCUUUAUUUUUCAGGGAUUUUACCUAAAUUUCUCAUGUAAGCUUAGUGCUGGAGUGCAGACAGCCAUGUAACUGCUGGGAUGAUGUUAGAGAGAAACAUUGUAAUGAUUGUUCUUACUGAAAAUUGUCAUAAUUUGGUUACCUCCUUAAGACUGCCACGGUAUCUUCAUUGUUCUUAUCAACUUUUUUCAUUCAUUUAACUUAGUGUCUUGGGUUAAAUCUGUUUUUUUAAUAACUGGUUAAAAAUCGAAAGAUUCUGGAGCAGCUGUAAUGCAUUUCACAACUACAUUGUUCAAGCUUAGAAGUUAGCAUGAAGCGGUAGAGAAAAAACAGGGAUGGGAGGGUGGGAAAAUGAGAAAUGUGACCAAAGUUAGUAGUAGAGGGAAACAAUUUUCACAUGAAACUCUUCAAUACUGUUUUGUUGGUGCUAUCUGUUACAACAUUGAACAAGGUCUUAGACACGUUUAAGUAUAUUUGAAGUUCACUGUUAUUGGCAAUAUCAUUUGAGUUAAGGUCUGCUAGUUGUGUUUAUAUUGUCCCGUCGGUUCUCUAUUAUUGCAGUAUGAACAGCAGUGAGUGUAAGAUCCUCAUGGGAUAAUUUGAGGAAAUGGAAAUCACUUAGAAAGCAGUGGGAGAAAAGUCUGCAGGCUACAGAUAUGAACAUGAGAUCUUGUCAGCAGUUUGCACAGUGUCGUCUUAGGCCUGGGAACGAUAACAAUGAAGAGGGGUUAGAAGAUGUGUAAAACCUGUGUAGUUGCUAUCUCUGUGAAUACCAGGUUAAUGUUGCUGUAGUACAUUAGUAGUUUACACAGAACUGCAGAUAACAUCUGUGAUAAAACUUUUCCAGGUCUAUGUACAGGUCCAAUCCAAUGAAACACUUGUCUAUGAGUAGUUUAAACCCAGUUUAAGUUUAAGCCCAAAUUGCUAAGUUCAGCCUCUUGUGUGUUAGAUGCUGGUCUGUCAUGGUUGCUAUUUGCCAUUUAGCAACACAAGUCAAAGCCACAGCAGGAAAUGUAGUGAGCUUGGGCUCUAGUAGCAACGAGUCCUUUUGGCUAAUGUCAGAUAAAACCUCUCCCAGCCUGAAACACAACGUGGUAAUUGAGUGCUGGGAGCUGUUGGCAGUCUGGCUUACAAUAAAGCACUCGCUGCUUGAGCUGCUCUGUGGAAAGCAGAAGCAAAGACUUUGGGUCAUGUGUACACCUUCAGAGUAUUGCACCUUUGCAUAAAUGCUAACUGGCAGCUUGAAAAGCAUGUUUCUUGGAAGGUAACAGACACAGCAGUUCAAGGGUUUCUUCCUACUUUUCUCACCAGCUGUAGUUUUCUCCACUCCCAUCCAUUAUAGGGAAAAGAUCUGGUCUAGAAUUUCAGGCUAUUUUCUGUGUUUGCAGCUUGUGUCCUCAGAGUUAGUGGAAAUAUUUUUCUUACUUGUGGUGUUUCAGUGUUGGCUCAGAUUCUGACAAUAUGAAUAACAGUGUUUUAUAAUAAGCUUUUAUUUGGGCAUUUAGGUUAAGCUGUAAUAGUGCAUCUAGAUGCAUUGCUGAUGAUAAAUGUACCCUGUUAAUCAAGACAAGUGAUGGAAAUUGGUGCUAUCUGCCAAACCUUCUUCACCUUGCUACUCAGGUUUUCCUACAGAAAAGGUGAACAGAAUUUCUUCAUAAAUAAUUGGAAGAAAACACAGUAGAAAACUUUAAGUGGCUAGAUUUGACCUUCCCUUUAUUGUAAAUAAAUACAUCUUUAUUAGUGCAAUAUUAAUUUUCAUUCUGAGGGGAAGAGAUUUGUCAGGUGUGAAAAAUGUAUCAAAAUAAAAUUCUACUUCAACUCUAGUAACAGAAAAAUAUAUUUAACUUUGGAAGGGCUCUCUGAAGAUCAUAUUAUAGGGUAUCAAAUUAAGAGAGUUUUUGCAAUGUCAGAUGAUCCUAGUCAUUUUAUGCAGUCUGUAUUUUCACUGAUAACUGGGAAUUUUCUAAUAUGGGAAAGAAUGCCUUUUUUUUUUUUUUUUAGAUAAUUCUUUAGGGUAUGUCUCCCAUGCAUUUUUUUCUCCCCCUAUGAUAAAUGGUUGUAUGGAGAGGAGAAAAGGAAAGUAACUCAUUUUCUGUUUACUAUGUCGUCUGAAUAAGACUGAUAUAUCCUGCAUUCUACCCUGUGUCCCUGAUCUCAUAAAAGGCAAUGUUUUAAAAAGAAAAUUGAAUGUGACUUUUAUUGCAGACAAGCUUAAGAUUAUAUUUUUCUUGGUUGUUUCGGGGUUUUUAAAAAGCAAAAUAGCAGGGUUCAAAACAAAACAAUGGUGUUAUAUUCCCAUGACUUUCUAAUUCAAUAAAGAAUUAAACUGCCCAGAAUGCUGCAUGUGGAAGCAGGAAUUUUGCAUCAACCUAAUACAUGCUCUGCAUCUUUCUUUUUCCCUCCACCCAUCACUCUCCAUUUCUGAACUACCAGAAACAUUUUUAGCUGGAGGUACUUUUUGGUGCUCUCUCUGAGGUAUUGUGGAAUGGAGAUGCAGAUGAUCUCUGUGCAGCCAAGCAAGCUUCAGUUUCUUCUAGAAGUCUGUUUAUGGAGUAUUCUGGUUUUUGAUAUAUUUUUUUUUUCAUUAUUUUAGUGAUGUUUUAUAUAUGAUUUCAAAUGAAAAGAAACUUCCUAUCAGAACUUUUGGUUUAUACUUUUUAGCAGCUAAAUGGAAUGCUUAAUAUGAACCAACAACAGGCAGUCCUGUAGACUGCAGUGUUGCCUCAUGAUGAAGUCUGGUGUCAGAGCACUUCUGGUUUUACAGCUCUUGAACCCAACUUCCUCAGUUUUGAGGUGUCUUAUCUAACGAUGAGUACACAUUACUGUGUGUAUAUAUAUAUUAAUUUAUAAACUGUUGAAGUGUUCCUGACAUUCUUCUAAACUUACAGUUUAUGCACCAUUAUAUUGAUUUUUUUUGUUUCUGGAUCUGUAUGCUAAUGUUUACAUGAUUUUGUAGGAAUACAAUUAAAAAAUUCUGACUGAA
Messenger RNA from Apus apus (common swift), 6378 nucleotides. RefSeq names its product poly(ADP-ribose) glycohydrolase (gene PARG). The coding region runs from base 452 to 3064 and encodes 870 amino acids. Gene Ontology annotation, molecular function: poly(ADP-ribose) glycohydrolase activity. Gene Ontology annotation, cellular component: cytoplasm; nucleus. NCBI's taxonomy places the organism in Eukaryota, Metazoa, Chordata, Aves, Apodiformes, Apodidae. The record is from RefSeq and is a predicted model, not a curated record. The transcript has 17 exons. Gene Ontology annotation, biological process: nucleotide-sugar metabolic process; carbohydrate metabolic process; ATP generation from poly-ADP-D-ribose.